GGUUGGCGCCUGUCCAGCCCCGAGCCGCCUCGGGGACGCGCGCCCGACGUCAACCGCAUGGACUACGUCAUCGCGCCGUGCGAGCUCCCAGCCACGAUCGACGCGCGGACGCUGACGGCGCUCGAUGCCUGCCACCCUCCCAGCGUCGUUCCACGCGGCGAGGAAGGCACCCGGGGCCCCGUCGUCGAGAUCGUCGCCGCGCCCGCGUCGUGGCUCCGCGCCCGGCGCCCCUCGGGUCCGUCGGACAACGGACGAUCCAACAGGGACGUCGAAACAGCCGACGGGCACGGGGAUGAACCCACCGGGAUGGACCACCCUCGAACCUACCUCGGACGUCUCACGUCUCAUCACGCGUCUCACCGCGACGGCGCUUCGUCGGUGGCGGUGCGUUACGACGCUCGCACGGCGGCGGGUGCGAGCGGAGCGGCGGUGUUCGAGACGAGCGAAGACGGGACGUAUCGAAGGCUCGUCGCGAUGCACCGGGCGGGCGAUCCCGCCGCGGAGGUAUCCGCCGCAGCUAAGCACGCCGAGGGAUUGAGCAUCGCCGAUAUCAUGAGGGACGUGUCGGAGAUCACGGCGGAGAGAGCCGUGCGAAUCGGCGCGAGCUCGGGUGAUUUGCGACCCGCGGCGAGCGAGCUGCUUCUCCGACGGGGAGCUGCUACCGCCGACGGGUACGAGUCGCGGGGUCGUCGCUGUCGCGCCGCCGCCGCCGCGUUGCGCGCGGCGGCCGAACACCCGCAUCGCGCGUCGCGUGCGGCGUGUGAUCUUUCCGGCGGCGGCGGCGACGUUCACGAGGGAGCGGACGCCUUGCUCUCCGCGCUCGAAGAAUGGAAGGAGCUGUCCGCGACGAGGUCCGUUCGAUUCGCAGACGCCGCCGCGCAUCUGGCUGGUUCACUCGCUCGAGCGGAGCUCGGAGGUCCCUUGCGUUACGAAACCGACCAACUCCUGCUGGACGUGCUGUCGAAGCACGACGAGGUUGAAGCCAUCGUCUCCAAGACUCUUUGGGCACUGAGACUGAGGAUGAAGCGUCGCGGCGGAGUUAACCCUGCGUUGGAUCAGCUGAUAGAGCAGACAACGUCGAGACUGAGAGGGGCUCGGAAUGAUGGUGAGGAAUCGUCUGUGCACCGCGAGUUGUUACUACUCGAUGCAUUGAUGACCUCGAAGCGACACACGAUAGCGUAGCGUUAACCGUAGUGAGUGAUUUGUCGAGAGGUUUCUUC
This is a messenger RNA of Micromonas commoda, 1220 nucleotides long. RefSeq lists its product with no specific name. The transcript has a single exon. The record is from RefSeq and is a predicted model, not a curated record. Lineage: Eukaryota; Viridiplantae; Chlorophyta; Mamiellophyceae; Mamiellales; Mamiellaceae. The annotation marks the transcript as partial.